This is a messenger RNA of Closterium sp. Naga37s-1, 3204 nucleotides long. Lineage: Eukaryota; Viridiplantae; Streptophyta; Zygnematophyceae; Desmidiales; Closteriaceae. The record is from the annotation of a GenBank genome assembly.
AUGCUCUCCGACGGCUCCGCGUACGGCAAGGCGCGAAAGUCGGCCGCUAAGGACCUUGUCGACGCGCACAAGGAGUUUUAUAACGCGUCCUCCGUUUACGCGGACUCUCUUAAAACCGCCGGCACCGCGCUGUUGAUCUACUGCGAGGGGACGAACAUCUUCAUCGGGUCCGCGCUCGGGGCGAAUGUUCCGCCGCAGGCCUUCCAGAACGUUCCGCCCGUGCAGGUGUCGGAAGUUUCCGGGGAAGUUGCGGUCGUGGGAGAUACGGCGGAGUACGCGGCGGGAAACGCGGUGGAGCAGAGUGGGUCGGGGGCGUCUAGUUCAAUCGUGCUUGCGGGUUCCGGAAGUUCCGCCGCGUUGCCCGCGCCGACUCCCGUUCCGCCGCAGCCGGUUGCGCCUUCCCCGUCCCCUCCCCCUCCGCCAAGAGACUCGGCUCCCGCGGGGGCUUUUGGCGGAACUCCUCCGCCAGGCCCCGGUGGUCCUCCCCCGGCCUAUCCGUACGGCUCCGCGCAGUAUCCGCCACCUCCCCCGGGUUCCGGUUACCCUCCGCCUCCUCCCGGUUCCGGCUACCCUCCGCCGCCCCUGAUCGGCGGCGGAACCCCGCCGCCGCCGGGGAGUUCCGCGUAUCCCCCGCCGCCCCCGUAUCAAGGCACUCCGCCGCCCUAUCAGGGCGGCACUCCUCCCCCUUACCAGUCCAACUCUGGCGGGUAUGGUCCCCCCCCGCCAUAUCCCCCCCAGGGCACUCCCGCUCCGCCGUUCCCCGGAUAUGGCUCCCCCGGCGGGGCUCCGCCUCCCGCGGGGGGUUACUCAGGGGGAUACUCGGGGGCGUAUCCUCCCCCUCCGCCCCCUGGCGGAGCGUACGGGGUCCCCCCGCCUGCGCCCGCGGGCGGACCGGGGGGAUGGGAGCAGCGGCCGCAGGGGCAGCUUCCGCCUCCGCAUCUCGCGGGAAAUUCCGGGCAGAUGCUGAGCAGCUCCGGGAAUUUCGGCGCGCCAGGCGCGUCAGGCGCGUCGGGAGUUAUUGGGGGGUCGCCAGGGAUGCUCGCCGGAUCGGGGCAAAUAAUAGCCUAUGUUGGCCCUAGCGGCGGCGCGGUUCUAGGCGACAAGUGGGCGGACGAGUUCGCUAAGAAGGUGAACGCGCAUUUCCUGGAAGCUUCCGCGCGGAUCAUGGCGCUGGUGGAGAUUCUUAAAGUCGGAGCGCCCAUUCCGAAGAACGCGGUUCCGCCGCUGACGGUGGCAGCGGCUACUAAGGAGAACGGGCAGCUGGAGAGUAUUGGCGACACGGUUCAGAAGCUGCUUAACUGGGAGCGCGAUAUUAAAGACAAGAUCUGGGUGGCCAUACUGACUCGCCCCAGAGUGGCAGCACUGAUGGCGGUACGGGCAGUGCUGGGGCUGGCGGUGCAUCUGUUCCGCCAGGGCUUCUCGCUGCUCCUCAUCUACCAUCUCAACCUCCCCGUGCACACCAACGGGCUGCUGCUCUCAUUGCAGGGCCUCCUCACAUCGCUGGUACAGGGCCUUGCUAUCCGUCCCCUGCUGCGCCACUUUCCGGAAACACCUCUCAUUUUCCGCGGCCUGCUGCUGCUCUCCCUCACUCUCGCCCUGCUCGCUGCUGCUCCCAGCCUUAUUUUCCUGAUCCUACUACUACCUCCGCUCGCCCUCUCAACCGGUGUUCUCCGCACCACAUACACUGCCCUUCUCACAACAUCUGUCGCUCAGAGUGAGGACAUUGAGACCAUUCGCGCGGAGCUCAAGAGCAAGGCCAAGCGGAUGCGCAAAGAGGCUGUGCGGGCGAGCGAACCCUCCAUACUCCGCCUUACCCCCCUUUCCCUUCAUCAGGACAUGGAGACCAUUCGCGCGGAGCUCAAGAGCAAGGCCAAGAGGGUGCGCAAGGAGACUGCGGGCGAGCGGGAACGCCCCUUCUCACCUCGUUCCCCCCUCUCCUCUUCCGUCCUCCCCCUCCCAUUUUCCCCUCCCACCCCACCCCAUCAGGACAUGGAGACAGUUCGUACUGAGCUGAAGAGCAAGGACAAGCGGGUGCGCAAGGAAACCAAGCGCGCGAGCGGGAACGCGAACGCGGAUCCGCGGAAGCUUGAGGGCGCGCAGACGAAGCUGGGGGACGUGCAGCACCGCAUGGCGGGCGCGAGCGAGAGGGUCGUGGCGGCAUGUCACUCUGUUGAGUGUUACAAGACGGAUCUGCUCUUCCCGCAACUGCUGCGCCUGCUGCCCUGUUUGGUGUCCACGUGGCACACUCUCUCGCAGCUGCACGAUCAGCAGCAGCAGCUGUCGACCAUGCUGGCCAAUCAGUACAUGCCACCUGUCACGCACGAGGGGGCCACCACUGCUGGGCAGGCUCCGCUCACACCGGGUGUCAUGCAGGUCCCCAGCACCACCAAGGCACAGCACGAGGCGACCAAGAAGUUGGAAGACGCGUUCAAGAAAUGGCACUCCUCGCUCAGUGUGCUAUGCGCAGCACAGCGCAAGUUUUUCUCAGCGCUCAUCACCUGGGUGCGCAAGACCCUCGCCUUCCCCCCGGACUUCCCCAAGCCCCCUCUCCCUGGCACGGCCCCUCCCCCGGGUCAGUACGUGGCCAGCUGGGCUCCGGGCGGUGCAGCUGGCGCUACUCCUGCUCCGCCCCCGCCUCCCCCACCGGGCCAACAGCAUGUGGAGGGACCACUGGUGGCGCUGGGGAACGACUGGGUGAGAACCAUGGAUCGGCUGCCAGAGAAGGAGGUGAAGGAUGCCGUGAUGGGGUUCUGUGGGUGGAUAAGCCAGUCGUAUGAGCGGCAGACGGCAGAAAUGAAGCAGCUCAAACUCCUGCAGGACAGCUUGAAGCAGUUGUCCAAGCAAGAGUCGAAGCUAGAGCAGCUGCAGCAGAAGGAGAGAGAGCUUCAGCUGGCCCUGGGAGGCCCAGCAGCAGCAGGGGCAGAGACACCAGCAGAGCAACAGGCAAAGCAAGCGAAAGCAGCAGCUGCUGCAGCUGAGGUUGCCAGCUGCAGGAUUGCUUUGGAGAAUGCGAGAAACAAGGUGAAUGCGGAAAGUGUGGCCCUGGAGAGGCUAGGGGCUGAUGCCAGAGCAGCUGCUCUGUCUGGGCUGAGACAGGGUCUGCCGGUAGUAUUCGAGAAUGCUGGAAGGUUUUCAGGGACGGCAUCGCAAGCGUAUGCCAUGUUGCAGACACAGCAUGCGCCAUGGCUUCCAGUGCAGGUGUAG